This is a messenger RNA of Cyanistes caeruleus (blue tit), 1085 nucleotides long. The record is from RefSeq and is a predicted model, not a curated record. Lineage: Eukaryota; Metazoa; Chordata; Aves; Passeriformes; Paridae.
CCUCUUCCCGUUUCACAGCUGGGGAAAAAACUUGCACCAUUUGGUGAAUCCCCAGAUGAGCAUCCCAGGGUGGGACCUGCUGACAGGGUGGGCACCUGAGGGGCUUCAGCACUGCCCUUCCCUGGCCUCUUUUCCAGAUGACCUUCUACUUCUCGGACACAGCAGUGCUGCUCUUUGACUUCUGGAAUGUCCACAGCCCCACAGGGAUGGUGCUCUCGGUGCUGGUGAUCCUGCUGCUGUCCGUGCUCUACGAGGCCGUGAAGAUGGGCAAGGCCGUUCUGCUGCGGCGGGCGCUGCUGGCCCUGCCCCACAGCCUCAGCCAGGAGGCCCUGACCGAGCCCCAGCAGGGGGACAGUGGCCCUGCGCAGGGCAGGUGGUUUUGGUUCCACGUGGGCCAGACGCUGUUCCACGUGGUGCAGGUGGUGCUGGGCUAUAUGGUGAUGUUGGCUGUCAUGUCCUACAACGCCUGGAUCUUCCUGGGGGCCAUCGUGGGCUCCACGCUGGGCUAUUUCAUGGUGUACCCCCUGCUCGGCCGGGGCUAGAGCCCCCCACCGUGUCCCACCUCCUGCCCCUUUGUCUGGGAAAGCUGCUGUCACUUCUGCUGGGUCUGUCUCUGUCCCCGUGCUCUGGGGGAUGCAGAAACCCAAGGACUUGCUGGGGGCCCCGCUCUGGGGACGGGGAGCCCCAUGUGCAGCUCCUCAGCUGGUGGCUGUCCCCUGGCUCUCAGGGACCUUUGUCCAGGUGAUGACAGCGGGGGGAUGCUGGCAUUUCCUCCCCUCCCUGCUUUUUGAGGAGGCUCAUCCUGGCUGGAACGGGAACCAUCCAGUGACUUGCUGGGGGAAGGGGCAAGCUGGGCUCAGGGACCCCUGCCCAGAGCUGCCCUGCACCAAGCCCCUCUUCACACAGUGCCUUCGGGGAUGUUGGGGGGGUGCUGCCACCCCCACCCCGCUCCUGCGCUUCAGGGAUGGGGCUGGAGCAGCCCGUGAGCCGCUGGUGUGGCUGUGCCAGGGGGGAAAUGCUGCUCCAGGUGCCUCUUGUUGCUUCUUCAGGACCCCCCUUCUAAUAAAAUCAUCUCAGCUCCUCUC